Drosophila santomea is the source of this 754-nucleotide messenger RNA. RefSeq lists its product as uncharacterized. The coding region runs from base 224 to 667 and encodes 147 amino acids. Gene Ontology annotation, biological process: positive regulation of voltage-gated potassium channel activity; sleep; regulation of synaptic transmission, cholinergic. The record is from RefSeq and is a predicted model, not a curated record. Lineage: Eukaryota; Metazoa; Arthropoda; Insecta; Diptera; Drosophilidae. The transcript is spliced from 3 exons.
CAGUCGCGUGUGUGCAACGCUUCGAGUCGGUGGUCGUUGGUCGUUGGUCGGCGGUUUCUGGCUAUAUAGCGCAUCUAUCAUGUGAUUAAAAUCGGUCCGGCAUCCGAGAAGACAACAUCUGUAUUCGCGCACGUAUCGGCAUCGCAUAGUUAUAGCUAUAGCUAUACUGACUCACCGCGACCGCCGACAAAACAGUGGAAUCAACUGUUUUCGGGGCGGUACGAUGGCGAUGAUGGCAGCGCUUUCCUCCCUCUUUCUGCUCGUCACGCUGGCAAGCUCAGCCCGUGCUAUUACCUGCUACGAAUGUGAUUCCGUCAAUAAUCCAGGGUGUGGGGAGCGGUUUGCGGGCGAUGACAUAUCCACGACGGAUUGCGAUGUGGUGGCGAACAUGCGAUCCCUGGGAGCGGAGGCCACUUGCCUUACCAAGUACCACGAGGGAAUGCCAGGAGACACGCGCUUCGUGAGGCGUUCCUGCUACUUUGGCGAUGCCUCACCGAUAGGCAUAAGUUGCGACGAUGGACCAGAUCCUGUGGUGCCCUUUAUGAAUUUCCUGGGUUGCACACUCUGCAAUACGGAUUUGUGCAACACAGCCGCUACAUUAUCCACUCUACCCCUGGUCAGCGCCCUUUCGCUACUCGGACUGCUUAUCUUACUUGCGAACGUAUAAAAUGAGAGUCGCGUGAAACGGCGGUGGUAUUUCAAUGUUUCCUAUUAAGCAUAAUAUACUAAAGUAUUGUAUAAAAGAUUGUUGUUU